UGUUCGCUUGGGCUCCGGAGGCAGCCAACGCCGCCAGUCUGAGGCAGGUGCCCGACAUGGCGAGUGCUGUGCUGCCGAGCGAAUCCCAGUGUGCGGCGGCAGCGGCUGUAGCGGCGGCGGCGCCUCCUGGGCUCCGGCUUCGGCUUCUGCUGUUGCUCCUCUCCGCCGCGGCGCUGAUCCCCACAGGCAAUGGACAGAAUCUGUUUACGAAAGACGUGACAGUGAUUGAAGGAGAAGUUGCAACCAUCAGCUGCCAAGUCAAUAAGAGCGACGACUCUGUGAUUCAACUCCUGAAUCCCAACAGGCAGACCAUUUAUUUCAGGGACUUCAGGCCUUUGAAAGACAGCAGGUUUCAGUUGCUGAAUUUUUCUAGCAGUGAACUCAAAGUGUCAUUGACAAACGUCUCAAUUUCUGAUGAAGGGCGUUACUUCUGCCAGCUCUACACUGACCCCCCACAGGAAAGUUACACUACCAUCACAGUCCUGGUCCCACCGCGUAACCUGAUGAUCGAUAUCCAGAAAGACACUGCCGUAGAAGGCGAGGAGAUUGAAGUCAACUGCACUGCCAUGGCCAGCAAACCAGCUACAACCAUCAGAUGGUUCAAAGGGAACAAAGAGCUCAAAGGCAAAUCGGAGGUGGAAGAGUGGUCAGACAUGUACACUGUGACCAGCCAGCUGAUGCUGAAGGUGCACAAGGAGGAUGAUGGGGUCCCAGUGAUCUGUCAGGUGGAGCACCCUGCUGUCACAGGAAACUUGCAGACCCAGCGCUAUCUAGAAGUACAGUAUAAGCCUCAAGUGCAUAUUCAGAUGACUUACCCUCUGCAAGGCCUGACGCGUGAAGGGGACUCGCUUGAGUUAACAUGCGAAGCCAUCGGGAAGCCCCAGCCCGUGAUGGUGACUUGGGUGAGAGUGGACGAUGAAAUGCCUCAACAUGCUGUACUGUCUGGGCCCAACCUCUUCAUCAAUAACCUAAACAAAACAGAUAACGGCACGUACCGCUGUGAGGCUUCAAACACAGUGGGGAAAGCUCAUUCGGAUUACAUGCUGUAUGUGUACGAUCCCCCCACAACUAUCCCUCCUCCCACAACAACCACCACCACCACCACCACCACCACCACCACCACCACCAUCCUUACCAUCAUCACAGACACAACGGCGACGACAGAACCAGCAGUUCACGGCCUUACUCAGUUGCCCAAUUCCGCAGAAGAACUGGACAGUGAGGACCUCUCAGAUUCUCGAGCAGGUGAAGAAGGCUCAAUCAGGGCGGUGGAUCAUGCCGUGAUUGGCGGUGUCGUGGCCGUGGUGGUGUUCGCCAUGCUGUGCUUGCUCAUCAUUCUGGGCCGCUAUUUUGCCAGACAUAAAGCACCCACAAGUCUCUGGCUCUGGCGCCCUUUGUCUCACCACUCACCCGCAGCAGCCGUGGGAUCUGAGAAGCAGCAGUGCCUGCAGAAGAGGAAGGAAGAGAACGCUGCCAAAUACAGAAGAGCUCCCGGGACGCCAGCUGCUGACCGCUAAGAGCAGGUCCACCACCGGGGUGCUCCAGAGACAAGACAGCUGUGUUGGAGGUCACCACUGCCAUCAGCAUGAGGGUGGGGUCCUCCCGUCCCCAUGCAGCACCCCCUUAGCGAGGCUGGCUUCAGCCCGGAAGCCCGCACACCAUCACCACGCCCUGGCUUUCUCAACCCAGCCCUUAGUUAGGGACCACUGGGUGUGACACUCCCUUUGAUAGGUCAAGGAGUGGCUUCGAAGUCUCAAAUGUUGGCUGCAAGAAAGAAGCCACCGCAGGGUUGCAGCUCUCAGACUGUUUAUUCAAAUGCACUUCAAAAGCCAUGUAUCUCCCCAAUGGUGCCUGCAAAGCAAGGUAGAGAGCCCCGCUUUCCGCACUGGCCACAUCUCUCUCCCUUCUGCUGUAGCUGCAGCCAUGCAUACCCCCAGCCGAGUCCCACCACUCCCCCACUGUUUUCCUCCUCAGCUUCUAAAUGGAAGCCAUUAAUCAUACUAAAUUGUGCAAUGAUUCCAAGAUAGGGAGAAUGCUGAUGGCAAAAAUCAUUCUCCUUUGUUGUGCCAGGCAGGCAAAAGGCAGAAGUAUUAGCUCGCUGCCCUGCCUGGCUUCUUGCAAAUGCUGACCAUGUGUUUGCCCACGCAGCUGCCUCUAUGCGCACAGCUUAUUUUAGCAUUGGUCUCGGGCAUCCCAACUGUUGACAGAAAACAAGGCGCCCAUCUACUUCUUUCUGAUUGUGAGGACUGCUGGGAAGACUUGUAACUGGGGCACGCCCCUCCCCUGCAGUCUUUCCAUCUCAAGGUCCUCAGAACCAGGGAGGGCUAGUGCGGGCUCUCCACAGAAAACCCAAGGUGGGCUCAGAUGGAGUGAGCUGGUAAAGUAGGCUGUGCCCCCUCCCCACCCACACACACUUCUGCCAGCUGGGUUGCAGAAGCAGCCAGGUGUGGGUACCAAGGAGGCUUUUUGCCUUUCAGAAUUUGAUGUGUGCUUCGCUUUCGACAAGCCUCUUUGUAAGCCACCCCUUCUGAAUUAGAAUCAUUUUCCAAAAGCUCUUAAGCUAUGAUUAAUGCCAGGGCUGUUUUUAACAAUCAUCCUGCCAGUCUUAAGCUGUAGUCAUUUUCAAUAAUUUGGAGUGCUCAAAGGCAAGCCAGGAGUUUGUUGACAACAAAACCCACAAGAGCACAGCCAGGCCGCCACAAAAGAUGGAAAAGCAAAGGGACCAUUUGGGCUUAGCUGGCUUUCUGCUCCCAGAGUUGCACCACUAAAAGUUUGAUUGAAUGCUCACAAUGCAUUAAGGAUCCAACUGUGAACAUGGCUUGGCGAGGGGGCUGCCAGCCUGCCUUUUGUGGGAACAAAUGAGCAGCAUGUUUGGAGGGCUCCUGGUUUAUUUAUGGACAUGUGCACUUCAUUCAUGCCAUCCCAAACUAGAGCGCUCUCAUUUGUCUUCCCUGUGCCAACACUGAAGACUAAGAAGUGCCAUUGCUUUGCUGUGGGGCUGUUUACUUGCCACAAAUGCCGAGCAAGUCUCUGGCCAAAUUUUGGGAUUCCUUCCCCGUGGAUGGGCCCAGCCAUCUCCUCAGCCAUGUGUACUAAACUUGUCCCUCUAGUCUUGGUGGUUGCAUGCUAGAGUGUCCAUCUGUUUGAAAAGCCCAAAUUAAAGGAAGCUAUGCAAUGUCCACGAUUUGACUUCGGAUGGCUCUUACUUGUAGCUCAUGACUUCCCCUGGCAGGAAAGGGUCAGGCCUGGGUGACAGGAGUUUAACCCAAGGAAUUUGGCGUGAUGGAUAGAUAUUUGUGUCUCAAUUCAACCCUGCCACCGCACUAGCUGUCAUGUAGGGUGUGUUGUUAGCCAGGGAGAAUACAGACUUGUGGUUACAGCUGGUAACUUUCUUUAGCUGACUUCCAAUAAACUCCCUUCAACUAUGAGUCACAACAAGAUUCCCAGUUCCGGCCUCAACGCUGCGACCUUAGUGAUAUCAAUCACAUCUCUCCCUCUGCCCCCUCCCCACUCCCUUUUCCUCCUCCCCCUUCUCUCUCUACUUCAAGCUCUUUCUUUUGAAGCAAAAUAGCAGACUACUAGUGGCUGCUCUUUAGAGCAUUAUUUCUAUCUUAGCCAAGGCUGCCCCAAACAAAUACCAUAAUGUACCAGAGACUCUGCAAGUCCCCAGUUUACCCUUCUCAUAAGAGCAUUGCUAGGUUUUUUUGGCAACUUCUGAAAGGCAUCAGUGGGACAUCCUCCUGCCUAGCAUGGCGUAUGCAAGGUCAUGAAAUACGGGGGAAAUGCACUUCCUGCUUCCCUUCUUUUUCUUUUCUGAGUUAACAGCAUCAUCAGCCCAAACCAGAAGCCGCGGUGCCCUUCUCAUCCCCUCUUCUACUUCCUUCCAACUGGCUGCCAGCCCCCGCCCACUGUCCUUAAUGCUUCUCAAGCUUGACCCAAACUCAUCACUGCCAUGGCAUUUGCCUCAUCCUGGCCCGGAGAGGAGCCUUCGGCCAGAGGAGUGUAACAUCCUCUUUCCUGGCUUCCCUGUCCCUGUCCCCCAGCCCAUUAUCAGUCCUAAACCAAGUGUGCCAUGUCUCUCCCCUGCAUGGAAACCACCCCGGGCUGACAUUUGACUGCAGAAUAAACCCAAAUCCUAACAGCCUGCAUCAGCUCAGUCCGGGCCUUCAGGCUCACCCUGUGAAACCGCACCCCUCAUGCCCAGACCCCGAGCUUCACCCUGUAACCCAGGAGCUCUGUUUCAGCACCAUCCACACCUCUGUGCCUUGGAGUACUCAGGGGCUAUCUUUCUCCCUUGAGGUGGAUUCAGGUUGUUUCUGUGUUUUUUCGGUCCCUCAUACUUGCCUCUCAAUUUGUGUCCUUAUCCCUUAUCUAGACUGUUUGUUUACCUACCUGUCUCCCUCAAUAACACAGGAAAUUUCUUGAGCGUAAAGACUAGAUCUGACCCAGCUCUGUAUCUCCAAAGCCAAGAGCAGUAGCUGGCUCUUUGCUCAAUAAAUUAUGGAAAAAUGAGAUUUUUUUUUCAUCUAUAGUUGGAUGGGUCUUUCAUCUGCUCAUCACUUUCCUAGAAAUAUCCUGGUAAGACCUGGCCUUUUCUCACUAGAAGUUUUAAAGUUUCUCAAACUCCCUCUCCUGCUGUUAGAUUUUCACUCUGGCUGAAUUUUGAUUUUGUUUCUUUUUGUCAUGGCCAGUGUUAUUUUUUCCUAUCCGUGACUUGGUAGGAUGUUUUACCCAUGAAGGUCCGUGUAUACACCAAAAAUCUUUACAGGAUCUGUGAACACAUUUGAGACCCAGAAAGAAAAAAUGGAAGUUCCAAAUUCCAGGGAAGACCAGUAAACUGUCAGAUCAGACUAAUUAGAUGUUUCAUUAACUGUAUAAAAUCAUAGCGCUGUCAACUAGCCCGCAAACUGCAACCAAGCUGGUAAAUAAUCAGGUAUAAAAUAUAUUCACUGCAGGGUUGUCAUGUAUUCGAUACAGUGCGGAACAGCGCCUCUGGGCAUUGAAACUGUAGGCCCUGCAAAAGUUUUAAAACUGCUCUAUCCUUUCUGGCUCUCUCCCCUUCUGCUGUCUGAAUCUUAAGCCCAGCCCUGAGCUCAUAGCACAGGUUCUGAAGGGACAAGACCUGCCUAGUGGGCAGCCCAGAGGAUUUCCUGAGCCAUUACCUCCCUCCUGGAAGGCUGACACUUCUCCAGAACCUGACAAAUGCACUUUAGAGGCUCAGGAUGGAAACCUGAGCUGCUCCCAAUCUGCAUAGAGCAUUUUAGACUCUCAUUAGCGGCUAAUUCUUGUGGGUUGAGCAGCGGCAAUCUGCAGAGAUGUCUGACCUGCACCCCCAGCUUCCAAUCUGUCCAGCAAAUUGUUGGGGUGGACACCCUGGUUCUUGAAGGGCAGGUGGCUCUCUGACCUGCUGCUGUUUUGCAGCUUUGGGUUUUUGUUUUGGUGUGUGGGAGGAGAAGGAGAGCUGGUGGUGAUGAGCUCCAACUCCAGGAGCCCGCAUUCAUGAGCAGUAUUUCCAGCUGUGCCUCUGAUUCAGCCGGUGACCUUGGGCAAAUCGCUUCCUCCCUUGGCUGGCUCUCCAUCUACAAAGAGCUUCCAUCUCAAAUUGUUUGGAGUUAUUUGUUUGUAAAGUGCUUUGACAUCUCAGAUCUAAAGUACAGUAAAGAGCAAAAAAAUAUUGCUGUUGUUUCAUUUGAAAUCCCAAAUAAAAUGUGUUGCUUGCUCUUGAGUUGAAAAUUUAAAAGCUUGUAAUAAUUGAUAACUAAUUCCACUGUAGCUUUAUGGUGUCCUCGCCAUCCUGGGAUCGUCUACUUUUUACCCUUUUUCUUUAAAAAUAAAUAAAGGCUCUUUUGUGAAGAACA
Messenger RNA from Cavia porcellus (domestic guinea pig), 5858 nucleotides. RefSeq names its product cell adhesion molecule 1 (gene Cadm1). The record is from RefSeq and is a predicted model, not a curated record. Lineage: Eukaryota; Metazoa; Chordata; Mammalia; Rodentia; Caviidae. Gene Ontology annotation, molecular function: signaling receptor binding. Bases 57 to 1517 code for a protein of 486 amino acids. Gene Ontology annotation, biological process: susceptibility to natural killer cell mediated cytotoxicity; cell recognition; detection of stimulus. The transcript is spliced from 12 exons. Gene Ontology annotation, cellular component: neuron projection; plasma membrane; synapse.